Messenger RNA from Abrus precatorius (Indian licorice), 897 nucleotides. RefSeq names its product probable tocopherol O-methyltransferase, chloroplastic. The transcript is spliced from 6 exons. The record is from RefSeq and is a predicted model, not a curated record. Gene Ontology annotation, biological process: methylation. Bases 1 to 897 code for a protein of 298 amino acids. Gene Ontology annotation, molecular function: S-adenosylmethionine-dependent methyltransferase activity. Lineage: Eukaryota; Viridiplantae; Streptophyta; Magnoliopsida; Fabales; Fabaceae.
AUGGCAUUGGAGCAACAGGAGAAGAGGGAGAAGCAACUGCAGAGGGGAAUCGCGGAGUUCUACGACGAGUCGUCUAGGAUAUGGGAGGACAUUUGGGGUGAUCAUAUGCACCAUGGCUUUUACGACCCUAAUUCGACCGUUUCUGCUUCGGAUCACCGAGAUGCUCAGAUCCGAAUGAUCGAGGAGUCCCUUCGUUUUGCUGCUCUUUCUGAGGAGGGUGACACAUGGCCCAAGAGUAUAGUUGAUGUUGGGUGUGGCAUAGGGGGCAGCACGAGAUACCUGGCCAAAAAGUAUGGGGCAAAGAGCGUAGGCAUCACUCUGAGUCCUGUUCAAGCUGAAAGAGCUAAUGCUAUUGCUGCUGCUCAAGGAUUCUCUGACAAGGUUUCCUUUCUAGUGGCUGACGCUGUAGAGCAACCAUUCCCCGAUGGGCAAUUUGAUUUAGUGUGGUCCAUGGAGAGUGGAGAGCAUAUGCCUAACAAAGCAAAGUUUGUUGGAGAGUUAGCUCGGGUAGCAGCACCAGGUGGAACCAUAAUAAUAGUAACAUGGUGCCACAGGGAUCUUGGCCCUGCUGAAGAUUCCUUACAUCCGUGGGAGAAAGAUCUUUUGAAGAGGAUAUGCGAUGCUUAUUACCUUCCAGCAUGGUCUUCAACUUCUGAUUAUGUCAGACUGCUCCAAUCCCUGUCACUUCAGGAUAUUAAGACAGCAGAUUGGUCUCCCUUUGUUGCUCCUUUUUGGCCAGCAGUGAUACGCUCAGCAUUGACAUGGAAGGGUCUCACUUCACUCUUUCGCAGCGGACUAAAAACCGUAAAGGGAGCUUUGGCUAUGCCAUUGAUGAUAAAAGGAUACAAGAAGGAUCUAAUUAAGUUUGCCAUCAUUACAUGUCGAAAGCCUAAAUAA